Molecule: messenger RNA, 1545 nt
Organism: Penicillium vulpinum
Lineage: Eukaryota; Fungi; Ascomycota; Eurotiomycetes; Eurotiales; Aspergillaceae
Exons: 3
Coding region: 1-1545 (514 amino acids)
Biological process (GO): transmembrane transport; carboxylic acid transport
Cellular component (GO): plasma membrane
Molecular function (GO): carboxylic acid transmembrane transporter activity
Source: RefSeq, a predicted model, not a curated record
AUGAGUGAGCCUACGGUAGUCGAGAUACGUGAAACGUGUGGAAAGAACCCAGUAUCGAAAGAAGUAGACAUUCAAACGGAGAAUUCACUGUCACCCUCCCCAGGUGCGACUUGCCAAGAUGCGACAGAUAAUCUAAACAACGGUCGAGGCUACUCACGCCUCUCUACAGUCAUGAUGAUUGUCUUCAGUGGCCUUGCGAUUGGCUCGGAUGGCUUCAAUGCUGCGAUCAUCGGAAACCUUGAGUUGAUCAUGGCGGUUAUUUAUCCAAAGUCACUGACCACAGAUGUAGCUGCUCGCCUAUCCAACGCAUUUAUAGUCGGCAUGAUUAUUGGAAUGCUCUCAUUUGGUUACAUCGCCGAUAAACUGGGCCGCAAGAGUGGUGCUGUUCUAACAACAACAAUUUUGGUCCUGGGAAUUGCACUGAGUGCCGGUGCUAGUGGGGUGACUGAGGGUGGCAUGUUUUGGAUGCUGAUCAUAGCUCGAGGAGUCGCAGGUGUUGGCGCGGGAGGAGAGUACCCCGUUGCAGGUGCGGGUGCUGUUGAAGCCACAGAUGAAGCUCCAGGAGUUCGUAAGCGAAGAGGCUUUAUUUUCGCAAUGAUUGCUGACUUGUCGGCCUCCCUUGGCUUUGCCUUCGGUGCCCUGGUGCCACUACUUUUGCUUUUGUGUUUCCAUCAACAAGUGAAGCAUUAUGAAACAGUCUGGCGAAUCUCCUUUGCCAUGGGAGCCAUUCCUCCUCUCUCGAUUUUCUGGUUCCGCUAUCGCAUGGUCGUCAGUUCUGCAUAUCGCAAGAGCUCUAUGAAAAAGCAGAGGCUACCGUAUUGGCUAGCGAUCAAGAAGUAUUGGCGGCCGCUGGUGGGCGUUUGCGGUUCGUGGUUCAUUUAUAACUACAUCUCCUAUCCUUUCGGCCUGUUUUCAUCUACCAUCGUCGGUCGGGUAAAUCCAACCUCUUCCUUGGCCCUCACAAUGGCCUGGGGAACGUUGAUAAAUUGCUUCUAUAUUCCCGGUGCAUUCAUCGGUGGUUUUCUCUCGGACCGUAUUGGCCGCCGCCGCACCAUGGCACUAGGAUUCUUCCUUCAGGCAAUUCUGGGUUUCAUCCUAGGAGGAGCAUUAGGCCCGAUCCAGACAAAGCUGCCGCUGUUUAUCGUCCUCUACGGGAUAUUUCUUACCCUCGGAGAGAUCGGCCCAGGUUCCACAAUCGUUCUCACUGCCAGUGAAAGUUUUCCCACUUCGGUUCGCGGCCAUGCAGUCGGAUUAGCUGCUGCUUGUAGUAAGGCCGGGGCGGCAAUUGGAACUCAAGUCUUCAAGCCAAUCAUGGCUAGUUGGGGCGAUGACGAGCUUCGUGGCACCCAGGCUGUCUUUCUCAUUGGAUCAGGGUUUGCCGUUCUCGGGGCAUGCUUGGCCUGGUUUGUCCUCCCGGACAGCGAUACAGUCCUCGAUCAUGGUGACCAGGAGUGGAAGGACUACCUGGUCGCUCAUGGUUAUACAAACAUUGAAUGGGGCGCCGAAGGACAAACGGCUAUACCAGAUCAAAAAUUAGUUGACUAG